AUGUGGAGUAAACAUGCUUUGAGUGUAACGAGAGUCAGCUGUUCACUCAAUCAGAGAUGGAUCCGACAGAUUCAGUACAGAGCCGAGGACAGUUACCUUAAGAAUCCGGGAUCUGAACCUCUGUGUUAUGACACACUGGGUGAUGUGAUAGCACAGACCGUUGACAAGUAUCCUGACAGAGUCGCCGUUAAGUCUGUGCAUGAGGAUGUAACUCUCACAUACGAACAGCUGUUGAAACAGGCCGACGCCCUUGGAUGUGCUCUCCGAGCCCAAGGGCUGGAGAAAGGAGAUAGGAUGGGUAUCUGGACACAUAACAGUUUUACAUGGAUUGUGGCGCUCGUUGCAGCUGCCAGAGCUGGUCUUAUUUCGGUACUAAUGAAUCCAGUAUACGAGAAAAACGAACUGAGUUAUUGCUUAAAGAAAACAGAAGUAAAGAGUUUAUUGGUUGGAGACACAUUACCGAAUAGAAAUUAUAACGACAUAAUAUCACAGUUGGUACCAGAAGUAGUCGGUACCAAUGCAGGAUCGUGGAAAUCUAAGGAAUUCCCGAAUUUAACAUCUAUUAUCAGCACCGGAGAAAAUAAAUUUAAAGGAACCACUCCUUACAACUCACUAAUCUCUGGAGGAGGGAGUCAGAUCUCUCAGUACAGCAGUGAGGUCAAGUCGGCAGAUGGUUCAACCAUUCACUUCACUUCAGGUACCACUGGUGACCCAAAAGCUGCUUUGGAUUCUCACUUAGCAGUAGUCAAUAACACGUAUUAUAUUGGAAAGAGGAAUACUUACAACGAUGGACAUCAAAAAAUAUGCGUACAGGCACCUUUGUUUCACGCUUUGGGAUCCAUAGUGACAGUUACCAGCAGUCUCAGGCAUGGCAGUUCGUUAUUCCUCGGAUCACCAACAUACAAUGUUGAUGCGAACAUCAAAACUUUAUUUGCUGAGAGUUGUACUAUAGUAACCGGAACACCAACGAUGUACGUGGAUAUCUUGGCUAAAAUAAAGAAAAUGGGAGAUGUUCCAUCUAAACUGCGCGUGGCCCUUGCUGCGGGAGCUCCCUGCAGCCCACAAAUAAUAAAAGACAUUCAAACAUACCUGAAAGCGGAUGUGAAGGUAUUGUAUGGCUUAACAGAAACUACAGCUUCCUCAUUCCAGAGUAUACCAGGGGAUAGUAUAGAUUUAGUUGCAGAAACCGUUGGAUACAUACAAGACCAUACAGAAGCAAAGGUAGUCAAUGCGAAAGGCGAGGUAGUACCUUUUGGAAGUCCCGGCGAGUUGGUCUUGCGAGGAUACAACAAUAUGAUCUGUUACUGGAAUGACCCAGAGAAAACGAGGAAAACUAUGGCUGAAGAUGGAUGGUUGACAACUGGAGACGAGUUUACACUAAGCAACGAUGGUUACGGCAAAAUAGUGGGUAGACUCAAAGACAUUAUAGUUAGAGGAGGAGAAAACAUUGCUCCAAAAGAAAUAGAGGAUCUGUUAAACACCCACCCCGAUAUUAUUGAAAGUCAGGUGAUAGGAGUAUCUGACGAAAGAUUGGGAGAGGAACUAUGCGCUGUCUUACGGUUGCGGGAGCGCGCCUCACUUACUACAGACGAUGUUAAGCGACAUUGUUCAGGUCGCAUUGCUCGGUUUAAAAUACCAAGGAUUUUAAAAGUUAUUGAUGAGUUUCCAAAAACGACCUCGGGCAAGAUCCAAAAGCAUAAACUAAAGAAAAUUAUAGAGUCGGGAAUUUGA
This is a messenger RNA of Arctia plantaginis, 1731 nucleotides long. The record is from the annotation of a GenBank genome assembly. NCBI's taxonomy places the organism in Eukaryota, Metazoa, Arthropoda, Insecta, Lepidoptera, Erebidae.